This is a messenger RNA of Achroia grisella, 3168 nucleotides long. RefSeq names its product cytosolic carboxypeptidase 2 (gene Nna1). The transcript has 17 exons. Gene Ontology annotation, biological process: proteolysis. The record is from RefSeq and is a predicted model, not a curated record. Gene Ontology annotation, molecular function: metallocarboxypeptidase activity; zinc ion binding. Lineage: Eukaryota; Metazoa; Arthropoda; Insecta; Lepidoptera; Pyralidae.
AUGUUAUGGUGGAAACAACUCGAAAGCGUCCAAGAAAACGUUAUGAUGAUUGAAAGGGAAGAACAAAGGAAAAGAGAGUUCAUCGACAAUACAACAGUAACGUUGACGCUUCCCUCCAUAGAUCCUGUGCUACAUGAUAAUUUAUUGAUAACUAAUUUAGAGCAUGUAAAAACAUUGCAAGCUUCUUUAUUUCCCAUAUAUAACAGAGGAACAUUUAUAUCAAAUUUUCUUCAAAAUAACAUUAAAACUAAUCAACUAGAAAUUAACACUGAUAUAAGAACAUUUCGAACCACUGCGAAACUCAGAGAACCACGAGAUUUAUUUGCACUUCCAAAGGAACUUGAUUGUCCCCAACAAGCACCGCGAUGGCCAUCAGAAUGUCAAGUGGUUGAAGAAAGGAUACAACAUACAUCAUGGAAUCCAGCAACACCAGAGCCUUACUACACACCAACUGGAAAGGAAUUGAGACCCCAACCAGUUGGGGAAGAUGCUGGAACGGUUAUCUUUCAAUAUUACCCGAUGAGUGCGGUCAAUUAUUUCAGUCGUUCCACUGUUGGUGGUUCUCGGCUAUAUUUAUCAGCAUGUGCAACUGCUAGUGGAGAUGAUGAACUAAGAUUUGAAUCUCGAUUUGAAAGUGGAAAUCUAGCAAAAGCAAUACGCAUCACCUCAGAAUAUUACGAAUUACAUCUUCGGACAGAUCUAUAUACUAAUAGACACAUGCAAUGGUUUUACUUCAGGGUUACGAAUACGAAAAAACAAAUGAUGUAUCGAUUCUCCAUAGUGAAUUUAUCGAAAGCAGAAAGUUUAUAUAACGAAGGCAUGCGACCUUUAUUAUACUCAACAAAAGACGCUCAAUUACAUUCUAUAGGUUGGAGACGAUGUGGUGAUAAUAUAGCAUAUUAUAAAAACGACUCUACGUCAGAAGAGGAAGAGCAAUUUCCCAGCUACACGUUGACUUUUAACAUAGAAUUUCCUCAUACGGAUGAUGCGGUAUACAUUGCUCAUUGUUAUCCAUACACAUAUUCAGAUUUACAAGAAUAUCUGUCGCGACUUCAAGCACACCCAAUCAAAUCAACCUAUUCAAAAUUAAGACUUUUAUGUAGAACGCUAGCUGGUAAUAAUGUUUAUUAUUUAACCAUUACUGCUCCUCCGAACACAAAUGAAUUGGAACAGAAGAAAAAGAAAGCUGUCAUAAUAACAGCAAGAGUACACCCAGGAGAAACUCCUUCGUCCUGGAUGAUGAAAGGAUUCAUGGAUUACUUAACAGGGGAUUCCAAUCAAGCGCGCGAAUUGCGAGAGAAAUUUAUAUUUAAAUUAGUGCCUAUGUUAAAUCCGGACGGUGUAAUUGUUGGUAACAAUCGGUGUUCAUUGACCGGAAAGGACCUAAAUAGACAAUAUCGAACUGUCAUAAGAGAAACUUACCCUUCUGUAUGGCACACUAAAGUAAUGAUUAGAAGGUUACAAGAAGAAUGCGGCGUAGCAAUGUACAUAGAUUUACAUGCGCACUCUCGAAAACACAAUGUUUUCAUUUACGGAUGUGAAAGCCGUCGAAAUUCUGAUAAAAGAUUGCAGGAACAAGUAUUUCCGUUAAUGUUACAUAAAAAUGCAGCAGACAAGUUUUCAUUUGAAAAUUGUAAAUUCCGAAUACAACGCAGUAAAGAAGGUACCGGUCGAGUAGUAGUCUGGAUGUUGGGGGUGGCAAACAGUUACACAAUGGAAGCCUCUUUUGGAGGAUCUGAAUUAGGAAGUAGAAUGUCAACACAUUUCUCAGUCCAAGAUUAUGAAAGUUUAGGAAGAACAUUUUGUGAAACGUUAUUAGAUUUCUAUGACGAGGGUCCUAGCAAAGAAAGACUAAGAACAAAAAUUGUGACGCGCCUUUUAAAAGAGGGAUCAAAUGCCGAUGAACCUACUAACAUAGAUCUCUCCGACUAUUCAAGUGACGAGGGUGAUACAUCCAGUAGCAGUUCUGAAGCGGGAACUUGCAAUGAAAUUAUUACUCAACCAGCACCACCUCCGUCACCAAUGUUUCCAGAUAUAGACAAAAACACAACCGACAAAUCAAGAAAACAACGCCCUAAAUUAGAAAAAAUGAAAAGAAUCGAAAAAAAGAAAACUAAACGUGAAACAUUACAGGUAUCAAGGGCAACAAUAGACCUUACAUCAGACGCAAUGACAGACGCUUCGUCGGAUGAAUCAUGUGAAGAUAGCCUGAGCCCAGUUAGGCGAGUUCAUAAGUUUCUACAUUCUUCUACGAAAUCAAAGCCGCGAAGAAAGAAAAAAAUGCCACCAGAACUUAAAAUAAUACCAGCACCGACAAGCGACUCACCAUACCACUCUGAUCGGGAGAAAAAAAUCAAGAAAUGUGGUAGACCUCGCAGUGUUUCGAUGUUUAAUGAAUCAAUCGAGAAGUCUAAAUUGAAUCCAGCAUCGUGGCAUCAGUUUCGAUGCCUACCGCCUCCUAAAUGCCUGUCAGAUAUUAAAAACAAGAAUACGCUAACACAACCAUCAGAACUACAAGUAAAGUUAAGUACACUUAAAAGGAAUGUAUGGACUGGCGUGCAUGGCGAGGACAAAGGGCCAUUAUCUUGGGGAAUCUCCAGUUUUGCUAUGAACUCAUACUUUACAGAUAGUGAAGCAUUGUUAAGGUAAAUAAUAAUACACAGGUCAUGUUCAAAAAAAUUAGAAGAACUAGAAGGAGAAAGGAAAAAGAAUAGUGAUGAGAAAAAAAAGAAAAAAACUAAAAGCAAAAAAAAUACUGUAAAAGUAACUAACUUUGGGGAAGAUAUGCAAGAACCUCUAAAUAAAUUACCAAAGACUUGUAAAAAGAAAGGAAAGUUAAAACAUGCAAAAUCGGAAUGCUCACCAUAUGUUAGCAACACUAGUUUUACUGACAUACCUCGAAACACAUCAGUACAGAAAACAAAUCUCUGUGACAAUAAACAAGCAAAAACCCGAUUUAGAAAAGGUGCCUUUGUAACAACCGCUAUACAAACAAAAAAAUCAAGCAAUAAAAGUAAUAUUACGAUAAUGUCAGAUCACUCUGACUCAGAUGACUCCAGCCAGUCCACAAAAAAAGUAAAAAAGAAAUCAAAGACAAUAAAACCGAAAUUUAAAAAAUCUGCUUCAGAAAUUAAAUCAAAACAUUAAACCACCUUUUUAAUUUUCAUA